This is a messenger RNA of Nilaparvata lugens (brown planthopper), 2590 nucleotides long. RefSeq lists its product as uncharacterized. Gene Ontology annotation, molecular function: calcium ion binding. NCBI's taxonomy places the organism in Eukaryota, Metazoa, Arthropoda, Insecta, Hemiptera, Delphacidae. The record is from RefSeq and is a predicted model, not a curated record.
UUAGCUAGGUACCAGUAUUUGCUGUAAAUUGCUGUGGAAAGUGAAUUUUGUGUUUUUCAAGAAUGACUACCACGUGUAUCAUUCUCAUAGUCAUUAUUACAUCUUUAGCACAGAUAAACGGAGAAACUAGUCAGGUCAAAAAGAAUCCAAUGAAGAUUGGCAAAGGCACCAAUGAAGAUUCAGAAGAAUUUAUUCAAUAUGUUCGACAUGGAUCAUGAUGGGAAAAUCACUAUGAAAGAUCUGGAAAAUUGUGGAAAAAAAGAAAGCGAAUACAUGAAAAUUGAAAUUGAUGGAUGGGAUGCAAAUACAAAAAAUAACAUCUUGAAAAACAUGAAAGACAUAACUGGAUAUGCACCUUGUAAUGGUCAAAUGGACUAUAAUUUCUUCAAUAAUGGAAUCAUGAGAUUUUUAGAGAUGUUGGAUCCUUUGACGUCGGAACAGGAAGCAGAUAUGAACUUUUUGAGAGGAUUCCAGCUCUCUUUGAAAGAAUGUUACACACUGGAAGAAGUGGCAAAGGCUUCAAAAUGUGAUGUAAAUAAAGUAAGACAACGUUAUGGAUUGGGAGGUGCUGGAUUGAAUGUUAAAAUCCUUCGCAAAGAUUUGGUAAGCGCUCUCCGGAAUAAUGAUCACCUUCCUCCUAGACCAAUAACAAUAGUUUGGAAAAACAUAGCUCAACGUUGUUCAAUUGCAAGAGAAUGCUUGGCGAGACGACAUAGCAUCUUGAAGGAUAAUAUAACUGCCAAAGCCUUGGAGUUGAAGAAGAGAAUCAGCGGAACAGGAAACAGAAACAAACCUAAGAGAAGAUGAGUUCCUAACAAGCAAAAUUAAUCAGAACCUGAGAAGAAGAAAAAAUCACGUCUUAACAGAAGAAAUAGUGUAAAUUAAUGGAGGAACACGGGAAAAAUAAAUAAGGUUCAAACAAGAAAAUGGAAAAUUGAUUUAGCGAUUGAUGUUGAUAAUAUCAGAAAGCUCCUAGUAGACAUUCUUGUAUUUUUGCUUAAAAAGAUGAUGUAGCCUAGUAAUAAGAGGAAUGAGAUGUAAUACAGUCACUAUAUACAUUGAAGCUUGCAAUUAUAUUGCAGUUCUGGUCUUCUAAUAAAUAUUUUUGGAUACAUAAGAGGGGUCCAGAUCCAAAUUUUUGCAUGCAAAAAUACCUUAUAGUCCAGGCAAUGAAUGCUCAUAAAAGGGUAUAGAAGGAAAAGUCUGGAAGACAAUAUUUGACUCCGCAGUUCUAUUUAAGGUAGUAAGGAGGAAAACAUAUCAACAUUUCCCACCCCUACCCCGUGUGCUAAGGGGGUGGGGGUGGUUGGAAGAUACCAUAUUUUGGUAUCUCGCAUAUUACUCGGAAACUAUUAAUCUUAUGGACAUGACUGUUUUAUACAAAAUUGAAGGUUACAAAAAUUCCUACAAUAUUCAUACCACAACUUUUCCUGUAUCUCCUAUAAUAAUAAUAGUAAUAAUAAUGAUUUCAAUUUCAAUUUCAUUUAAAGUUACAUAGUAUCAUAUACAUACAGUGUUUUGUUGCUCCUCUAGCUUAGAGCUAAUUGAGGAGUAUUCGAAUUUCAUACUAUAUCAUAAUAGUUAUCAGGGUGCGGCAGUCAAUCCCGCAUUUUUGAAAUAGGCGUAAAAAAUAAACGGACGUAGAUAUCAAAAUUAUAUUCAUAAAAUAUUUUUCUACAUUAAAAAGCAUUUGAGAAACAUUGAAGAUAAUCACUGUUUGAAAAUAACAUCAGCAAGAUGGCGGCCUUCUCGAGUACAGCAUUCGCACAGGCGAUUUGUGAAGCUGUUCAUAACAUCAGGAAGCAUAGGCCGAGGAUUUCUCUUAAUUUCUAGCCGGAUUCUUGCCUUCAGUUCACUAACAGUAUGAGGUCUUUCUUCGUAUACUUUACUUUUUAGGUAACCUCAAAAGAAAAAAUCACACGCAGUGAGGUCUGGUGAACGGGGCUGCCACGGAACCGGGCCAUUGCGGGGAAUCACUCGGUUUGGAAAAACUCAGUUAAGAACAUUCAUGCUCACGUGGGCUGUGUGACUUGUUGCUCCAUCUUGUUGAAACAAUAUUUCUUCAUUCACUUCAUGUUGCCGAAGCUGAGGAAUGAAGAAUGUUCUUAACAUUAUUGAAUAGUGAUCAGCAUUCACAGUAACAGAUCGCUCUCUUUCGUUUUCAAAAAAAUAAGGGCCUAUGAUACCCGACGCCUAUGAUAAGGCCGCCAUCUUGCUGAUGUUAUUUUCAAACAGUGAUUAUUUUCAAUGUUUCUUAAAUGCUUUUUAAUGUAGAAAAAUAUUUUAUGAAUAUAACUUUGAUAUCCACGUCCAUUUAUUUUUUACACCUAUUUCAAAAAUGCGGGAUUGACUGCCACACUCUGUACAUUCUAUAAUAAUACUACAAAUAAAAAUUUUUGUAAAGUGUUCAAUAAACUAAAUUGAAAGUCUAUUAUAGUUUCUAUCUGGGAUUUGAUAUAAAAGUUCUAAUUUCUACCACUUGAAUCACAACAUUAGUCACUCUAUAUUCUACUAAAUCGGUGAUCAACCUUGCAGACAUUAUUGUCUCUUGCAUUUAGGUGGCUGUGAACAGCUGACUAGCUGAGCCAAC